AUGGGAGAAUCCUUCAAUUUGGUCCAUAAACUCUCUUUUACAUGUUUUUCUAACCUCGUCUCUUUUCUUUUUCCAGCUGUUGAUCGAAGGAAAAGCUUAAAGGAUAAGGCUAUUGUUGUUGCUGCUGCAAGAAAAGUUGCUGCUUCCUCGAAAGGAGGCAGUCAAGAUGAUGGAACAACCCUUAUGAAGCCAACCACAAAGAAACGAAAGCAAAAUAACCCACAACCCACACCAAUCGAAUCAUAUCCUGAAGACCCAUCCCCAGAAAAUUCAAAAGCUUCCAAAAAGAAGAAGAAAUCAAAAUUGUUUGACCCAGUCCAACAAAAAACUACCAACAAAUUUAGGCCAAUGAAGCCACAUGCACAAAGAGUGAUAGACGUUGAUCCGAAGCCAACCAACACUGCUCCUGAACAAGUUGAAAGUGAUAAAUAUAGUCCCAGGGACGAGGGACUUAAGCAUCAAAUACGAUAUUCCUGUGAGCACUAG
This is a messenger RNA of Vicia faba (fava bean), 486 nucleotides long. Lineage: Eukaryota; Viridiplantae; Streptophyta; Magnoliopsida; Fabales; Fabaceae. The record is from the annotation of a GenBank genome assembly.